Molecule: messenger RNA, 1699 nt
Organism: Arabidopsis arenosa
Lineage: Eukaryota; Viridiplantae; Streptophyta; Magnoliopsida; Brassicales; Brassicaceae
Source: the annotation of a GenBank genome assembly
AACAAGUGCCCUUAUUUUUUUCACCCAAAGUUUCCCUCUUUCUCUCUUCUUCUUCUCUCUGCUGUUUUCCGCCUCACACCAUUACUCUCCCAACAAUGGCGGCGACGGCGACUGCUGCUUCACUAUUCCCAUCUCCUGCUCACUUCCAGAAUCAGAAUAAAGUUUAUGGCUUUCCGGCGAAAACCCCCAACUCCCUGCAAGUAACUCCGAUCAUCGACGGGAGGAAGAUGAGGAAUGCCACUGUUCUCUCUGCUGCUUCCACCGAUAAAGCCAUCACCACUGCUCAGUCUAUAGCUCCGACGGCUUGUGAUAGAGUAAGGAGGCAUACCAUCUCGGUGUUUGUGGGUGAUGAGAGCGGUAUAAUAAACCGGAUUGCUGGAGUGUUUGCUAGAAGGGGAUACAAUAUCGAGUCCCUUGCCGUGGGAUUGAAUGAAGACAAGGCUCUGUUUACUAUCGUUGUUCUUGGGACAGACAAAGUCUUGCAACAAGUCGUAGAACAGCUUAACAAACUCGUCAAUGUCAUCAAGGUGGAAGAUCUCUCCAAGGAGCCCCAUGUAGAACGUGAAUUAAUGCUCAUUAAACUUAACGCUGAUCCAAGCACCCGCUCAGAGAUCAUGUGGUUGGUGGAUAUCUUUAGAGCAAAAAUCGUGGAUACCUCAGAGCACUCUCUAACGAUUGAGGUAACUGGAGACCCAGGAAAAAUGGUUGCACUAACGACAAACUUAGAGAAGUUUGGAAUAAAAGAAAUUGCAAGAACAGGGAAGAUUGCUCUGAGACGGGAAAAGAUGGGAGAAACCGCUCCGUUUUGGAGAUUUUCAGCGGCAUCAUACCCACAUCUUGUAAACGAAUCAUCAUCUCAUGAAACUGUUGCAGAGAAAACAAAGCUAGCAUUGAAUGGAAAUGGCAAUGCAUCAUCGGGGGGUGACGUUUAUCCAGUGGAACCCUAUAAUGAUUUCAAACCGGUCCUUGACGCUCAUUGGGGAAUGGUCUACGACGAAGAUUCGAGCGGACUCCGGUCUCACACAUUAUCUUUACUUGUGGCCAACGUUCCCGGAGUUCUCAAUUUAAUAACUGGAGCUAUCUCCAGGAGAGGUUAUAACAUCCAGAGUCUAGCUGUUGGUCCUGCUGAGAAAGAGGGCUUAUCUCGGAUAACAACAGUUAUCCCCGGAACUGAUGAAAAUAUAGACAAAUUGGUUAGGCAGCUCCAGAAGUUGAUUGAUCUUCAGGAGAUACAAAAUAUAACGCACAUGCCAUUUGCGGAGCGAGAACUGAUGCUCAUCAAAGUAGCUGCUGAUACUUCUGCAAGGAGAGAUGUUCUCGAUAUUGCUCAAGUUUUCCGUGCUAAAGCCAUUGAUGUCUCUGAUCAUACUAUCACCCUUGAGGUUACAGGGGAUCUCAGAAAAAUGUCUGCACUACAAACGCAGUUAGAGGCCUAUGGACUCUGCGAGGUGGCUCGGACAGGAAGAGUGGCAUUGGUAAGAGAAUCGGGAGUGGAUUCAACUUAUCUUCGUGGAUACUCUCUUCCUUUGUAGUUCCAAAGAGGACUUACCGCAAGCUUCAGUGUACUAGUCAAAAGGACUGCACAUUGUUUCAGCAUCUGUGAUUGAUUGCUUCCUCACGAGUCACGAGCCAUGGCGUUUCGAGUUGUUGUUAUAGGAGGACCUGUUUAGUGAACUAAAAAUAAAUAAUCAUGUUUGUU